Messenger RNA from Fomitopsis serialis, 228 nucleotides. RefSeq lists its product as uncharacterized. The record is from RefSeq and is a predicted model, not a curated record. Lineage: Eukaryota; Fungi; Basidiomycota; Agaricomycetes; Polyporales; Fomitopsidaceae. The transcript has 2 exons. The annotation marks the transcript as partial.
CUCGCCAUCCUCGCCGCCGCCAGUUCCGUGGCCGGUCAGGUCUAUAACCCCAUCGGCCAGCCUUGUUCUCCUCAAGGCGCAGAAGGGUGUGCGAACAACGUACCGACUCUCAACGACUAUAACGCCUUCAUCUACGAGUGCGGCCCUACCAAUACGUUUGUGUAUGUUGCCGGUUGCGCGUGCAAUACGUGCUGCGAGGCUACCGCUGAUGGAGCUUAUUGCACUUGA